This is a messenger RNA of Pollicipes pollicipes, 492 nucleotides long. RefSeq names its product inactive rhomboid protein 2-like. The transcript has 4 exons. The coding region runs from base 1 to 492 and encodes 163 amino acids. Gene Ontology annotation, cellular component: endoplasmic reticulum membrane. NCBI's taxonomy places the organism in Eukaryota, Metazoa, Arthropoda, Thecostraca, Pollicipedomorpha, Pollicipedidae. Gene Ontology annotation, biological process: regulation of epidermal growth factor receptor signaling pathway; regulation of protein secretion. The record is from RefSeq and is a predicted model, not a curated record. Gene Ontology annotation, molecular function: serine-type endopeptidase activity.
AUGGCCGGCGCGCUGCGCAUCGGCAUCAUCUACCUGGUGUCGGGCGUGGCGGGCAACCUGGCCUCGGCCAUCUUCGUGCCCUACCGCGCCGAGGUCGGUCCGGCCGGCUCCCAGUUCGGCCUGCUGGCCUGCCACUUCGUGGAGGUGAUCAACGUGUGGCCAAUGCUGCAGCGGCCGUGGCGGGCGCUGCUACGCCUGGGCGGCCUCACCAUGGUCCUCUUCCUCAUCGGUUUGCUGCCCUGGGUGGACAACUACGCGCACAUCUUCGGCUUCAUCGUCGGCUUCCUGCUGUCGUACGCGCUGCUGCCGUACGUCAGCUUCGGCCCGUACGACAGGGCGCGCAAGAAGGUGCUGAUCGCCGUGUGCGUCACCACCGUGACGUUGCUGGUGCUCUUCCUGCUCGUGCUCUUCUACUAUCUCAACUGCCUGCCGCUGACGCGGGACUUCUGCGCCGAGCAGAACAUCAACUUCGACCGGCGGACCGAGUUGUGA